AUAAAAUCGAUUUCUAGGUGAUAAAGUAUAGAUGUCAAAUAAUGUAAGGUUAUCUACGUUAUUUUAAUUAGGUAUAAAUAAUACUUAUAAGCAUUUAGUAAACAAUUAAAUUAUUUGAGCGUAGAUGAAUUUAGUGAUAGAAUAACAUAUAAGUGUAAUAAAUUGAGCUUAAUACGUAUUUAAAAAUGUCUAGUAUAUUACAUAAAGUAACAAACCCUUUUAAAAAAGCGACAUUCGGUAUGGGUUGUUUUUGGGCCAACGACGCUUUGUAUGGUGCCCAACAAGGAGUACUUAGAACUAGAGUAGGAUAUUCCGGAGGUACCACACCCUCUCCAACAUACAAAUCCAUCGGUGAUCACACUGAAGUUAUCGAAAUCGAUUACGACCCAAAUGUAAUUAAUUUCGAAAAACUUCUCAAAUUAUUUUGGGACAAUCAUGAAUAUGGUUUAACAACUAGGAUAAAAAAACAAUAUGCGUCAUUGAUUUUGUAUCACGACGAGGAACAGAAAAAUAUAGCAGAGGCGUCGAUGAAAAAGGAAUCUCAAAAUCGAAAUGAACAACUGAUAACUCAAAUUAUUCCUGCUGGACCGUUUUAUCCGGCUGAAGAUUAUCAUCAAAAAUACAGACUUCAAAAACAUUCUUUUUUGUGUAAGGAAAUAUCUAUUACCCCUGAACUUCUUCAAACGUCACAUGCAGCAGCGCGUUUGAAUGGGUACUUAGCAGGAAUCGGGAAGGAGAACGACCUCGAAAACGACAUAAUUAAAUUGGGAUUGUCAAAAGCAGCUGGCGAAUAUUUGAGAAAAGAAUUUAAAAGAAAUGCCGGCGGUACUUUAUACUGCUAAAAUAUUUCUAAAUUCGAUAUCCAACACAAAUAGAGAAAAACUAUUUUAUAAUUAUUUAAAAGCUAAUUAAAAGUUUAGACUUA
Molecule: messenger RNA, 925 nt
Organism: Diorhabda carinulata
Lineage: Eukaryota; Metazoa; Arthropoda; Insecta; Coleoptera; Chrysomelidae
Gene: MsrA
Product: peptide methionine sulfoxide reductase
Exons: 5
Coding region: 186-842 (218 amino acids)
Molecular function (GO): peptide-methionine (S)-S-oxide reductase activity
Source: RefSeq, a predicted model, not a curated record